Messenger RNA from Cottoperca gobio, 1559 nucleotides. It is a transcript of the gene txnl1, whose product is annotated as thioredoxin-like 1. The transcript has 8 exons. Lineage: Eukaryota; Metazoa; Chordata; Actinopteri; Perciformes; Bovichtidae. The record is from RefSeq and is a predicted model, not a curated record. The coding region runs from base 412 to 1281 and encodes 289 amino acids.
AUACGCAAAGCGUGAAGUAGAUCGGUCCAUGGGUUGCCGAGAUAAUAUAAUUCAGAUACACACACGUCUGUCCAUUAUAGUUGUAUAAUGGUGAUUUAAGUUUGUUUUUCUUUAUCCAGCGGAGGGCAGUAACACAUCUAGAAACGUCUUAACUGUUAAAAUCCCGGAAGAAGAAUAAAAAGGAAAGGAAGAAGAAGAACGAAACCCCCGCCUUUCCUGUUGUCUAUUGACCAAUCAGAAGUCCACAUCCUGAAUCAGUCCAAUGUACCUGUAGUGUGGCUAAGAAAGCAGCUGGUUAGCUACUAACAGAAAGCUAAAAACAAAACACCUUAUAUAUAUAUUACCUUGCAAAGUUUCCUACCCUGAACAUCACACGGGUAGCAAUCUAGCACCACAGCCGCAAACUCUACCAUGGUCGGUGUUAAAGUGAUCGGGAGCGACCCGGACUUCCAGCCAGAGCUAGCGGCCGCCGGCUCCAGGCUCGCCGUAGUGAAGUUUACAAUGGCUGGGUGUCGGCCCUGUGUAAGAAUAGCUCCAGCUUUCAACAUGUUGAGUAACAAGUACCCACAAGUCGUCUUCCUUGAAGUAGAUGUUCAUGUCUGUCAGGCAACAGCGGCAGCCAACAACAUCUCAGCCACACCAACGUUCUUGUUCUUUAGGAACCGGGUUCGGGUGGAUCAGUAUCAGGGGGCAGACUCUGCCGGUCUGGAGGACAAGAUCAAACAGCACACAGAGAACGACCCGGGAAACAGCGAGGACUCUGACAUUCCAAAGGGAUACAUGGACCUCAUGCCCUUUGUCAACAAAACCGGCUGCGAGUGCCUCAACGAGAGCGAAGACUGUGGCUUUGAUAACUGCUUAAUCAAAGACUCCUCCUACAUGGAGUCUGACUGUGAUGAACAGUUGCUGAUAACUAUCGCCUUCAACCAGCCUGUGAAGCUCUUCUCUAUGAAGCUACUGUCCUCAGACUUUGCCCAAGCCCCUAAGGUGGUGAAGGUGUUCAUCAAUCUCCCCAGGUCGAUGAGUUUUGACGACGCAGAGCGGAGUGAAGCCACUCAGGCUCUGGAGCUGUCAGAGGAAGACUACAAAGAUGACGGCUUGAUUCCUCUGCGCUACGUCAAGUUUCAGAAUGUACAGAGUGUGACGUUGUUCGUCAAAUCAAACCAAGGAGACGAAGAGACGACAAAAAUCAACUACCUUACAUUCAUAGGCACUCCAGUACAGGCCACCAACAUGAGCGACUUCAAGAGGGUUGUGGGAAAGAAAGGAGAGAGCCACUGAGCAGGAGAACCAUGGGGAGGAUGGGAAGAAGAGGAAGAGGAGGCUGCAGAUACAUCCAAGAACUUUCCCUCUGCCAAAGCUGCCAAAGCUGCCACACGCAUAACACACACACACAACACACACACACACACACACACACACACACACACACAGCCUCCAGCUCACCUCCUCAAGCUCUGAAUAAAUUCUCCGUCUGUGGAGACUUGUUCUAAUAAUCAUUUGUAUUGUAAUUCUGAUGAAAGUCACUGUAAAUAAAACACAAUCCUUUUUCAAAGGCA